AUGAAGUUUGCGACAAGUCUAUGUCAAUCUGUCCGUCCAAUAUUGGGAAGCUCUUUCAUUCGACCCCUGGAGCUUGUCCGCUGGGCUCGCUUCCAAGCAUUCGAGGCGGAUUUUGAUCCUGAAGAGUUGGGAAAAGCAAGAUCAUGGCACAAGUCCUUCAACGGUAGCCAACUCCCCAAGGGGCAAACGACUUAUGCCCGGUCCAGUGGCCCGGGUGGUCAGCAUGUCAACAAAACGGAGAGCAAAGCGGUCACGGUUUGGCCUAUCAAGGACAUCUUACCAGUCUUGCCUAAAUUGCUACACCAAGGCAUCAGGGCAUCAAAAUACUACACAGCUAGAUCUGAUUCUCUGACAUUCCAAGCUCAAACGCACCGCCAGAGAGAUGCCAACUCGGAGGAAAACCAGCAAAAGCUCGUCGACGAGAUCCAGAGGAUAUAUCAAGAGACAGUCCCUGGCGAAACAAGUUCUGACAAGAAGAAAAAACAUGCUGAGAUAGCAAAACAAUUCAACGAGGGACGACUGAGGCAGAAGAAACAAAUGAGCACCAAGAAGCAGAAUCGACAAAAGGUGAUGAUGGAUUCCGACCUGGCGGGUGUUGCUGAGUCGUGGCACCAAGCUCGCCCAGCUGCUUUUUCUGCCCAGCUAACAAAAACGGCCGGCUGGCAAACAAGAGGGGUUCAGGCCUGGACCCUGAACUUUGACUCAGAAAACGGCAUUUCAAUAGCAUGUGCCAAGGACGGAAUGCUCACUAUUCAAGACGGCAGAGAAACCUGCGUCGUCUGUGUUAGACAUGGAUCAAAGAGUGGUGGUGGCUGCUCCGGCCAGACAUCUGAACCGUUUGCAGUUGUCAGCUGGGGUGGGGACCCCAGUUCUCAUGGCUGGGCCCGGGCCGCCUCGUCAGGCCGUCAGCAUCCAUCCAGCACCCCCAUCCUGAAUGGGGGGGGUUCCUCGACAAAGCGAGAGCGAUCCUCAGGCGAUCAGUGGUCAGAACAAGAGCCGGAGCUCCUGUGCUGGGAAUAUUAUGCUAGAGUGCCCCUAAUGCCCAUACAUGUCCACUAUCUUCGGUGUAGCGGCGUGUGGUCCACUUGUUCGUCUCUUCCAUUCCCAUCCAGUCUACUCCGUAUGUAUCUCCGCAACCUCGAAUCCUUCUCUUUCUCUUCACUCCCACUUCCUCCCAUCGUCGUUUUUUGGUUUCCAAAUUCUCCAAACACCGUCUCUUCUUUCCACCACCAUCGCGUGCUCGACGCCCGUCAAAUUGAUCUGCGACAUAGCGUCAUAGUGACAGCACACCACCCCCUUCAUCUAUCUGCUGUGUGCCGAUUUGAUCCUUGCGUCCAUUUCACACUGGCCCCACGAGACCCUCUCAAGGGGCAGUCAACACGACCAGGGACCGUCGAUCAUCAAAUCAGCCCAAUAAUCCAGCCAAACACCUGCCGUGCCCACUUUAUUGUUCUCAGACUUCCACCUCGAGCCUCGAAUUCUCUCUUCCUGCGACUUGGAUACGGAGACAAAUUCUUUAUCAAGACAAUUUUGCUGCUUGUCUCAUUCGCCCUACCAUUGUCGAACCAGCCCGUAAUUUUGGUGCUAGCUUUGUCGAGUGAGGCUAACCGCCCCCAAAAAACCGCUGACCGAUCUUCGCCAUCUGCUUACCCCGCCAACAUCUUUGAUCUCGCGACCGCAACCCGACCGACCGACCUUUAUCUCCCGAGCUAUCGCCUGACCCUCUUCGAUCCAAUGGCUUCCAACGGCGCCAACGGAGCAUCUCCGUCACCUCAGGUUCAGCCCUGCAGGUACAAGGUCGGCAAGACGCUUGGUGCCGGUUCCUACUCCGUCGUCAAGGAGUGCGUUCACAUUGACACCGGUCGCUACUAUGCCGCAAAAGUCAUCAACAAGCGAUUGAUGGCCGGCCGAGAGCACAUGGUCCGCAAUGAAAUCGCUGUCCUAAAGAAGGUCUCCAUGGGCCACCAGAACAUCCUUACACUUGUCGACUACUUUGAGACGAUGAACAACCUCUACCUCGUGACCGACCUAGCUCUCGGCGGCGAGCUCUUCGACCGCAUCUGCCGCAAAGGCUCAUACUACGAAUCCGACGCCGCAGAUCUUAUUCGGGCGACGCUCUCCGCCGUUGCUUAUCUGCACGACCACGGCAUCGUCCACCGCGAUCUGAAGCCCGAGAACCUCCUGUUCCGUACACCAGAAGACAAUGCAGAUCUCCUGAUUGCCGAUUUUGGACUGAGCCGCAUUAUGGAUGAGGAGCAGUUCCACGUGCUGACCACGACAUGCGGUACCCCUGGCUACAUGGCCCCCGAGAUCUUCAAGAAGAUUGGUCACGGCAAGCCUGUAGAUGUAUGGGCGCUCGGUGUCAUCACCUACUUCCUUCUGUGCGGUUACACGCCAUUCGACCGCGAUAGCGAUUUCGAGGAGAUGCAAGCUAUCUUGAACGCCGACUACAGCUUCACCCCCUUCGACUACUGGCGGGGUGUUUCCGAUCACGCCAAGGAUUUCAUCCGUCGCUGCCUCACUAUUGACCCGAACAAGCGCAUGACGGCGCACGAAGCCCUGCAACACCCCUUCGUUGCUGGCUACCUCAACAACGGCGAGGGCGAAGGCCAGAACUUGCUGCCCACUGUCAAGAAGAACUUCAAUGCUCGUAGGACGCUGCAUGCUGCAAUUGAUACAGUUCGUGCCAUCAACAAGCUUCGCGAGGGCCAGAGCAAUCUGAUGGACGGGGCCAAGUCGAAAGAGCCCGGACGUGGCGCUGCCGCACUCAAGACCCAGCAAAACGCAAGGAAGGACGAUAGCGCCAUCAGCCUCGGCAACGGGGCCCACAAGGACUCAGGCUAUGGAACGCAACCCGAAGCCGAUAGCAGCCAGAAUGAUGUGGUCAUGUCCGAUGCAGGUCCGGCACCCAGCAGCGUCCCAGCAAGUUUGCGGCCAGGCAGUGAGCAGAACAAGGUCGUCACGGCACCCCACAACGAAAAGCACGAUGCAGACAUGAGUCUCCUUACAGCAGCAAUGAAUAUUCUUGGUGGAUCUCACGCUCCUUCGGGACUCAACUGUCUGCGCAAAGAGACUCUUAAAGGUCUGUUUGCCAACAUGCGAGGCGGUCGUGAAGCAAAGCGAUCAGGCUCUUUGUCGGAUCGCAUUGUGUCUGACAGCAUAUGGCUCUAUGAGAAGAAUCCACUUGCGUACGGCAAAAAGCUGAUGAGUUUCUUCAUAGGUAUGUUGGAUGAUCUCACAGCUUCUGCAAAGCCUGACAUGAAAGUCAUUUACCUAUACGUAAAGUCAGAUCUAUCCAAGACCGUAUUCCGGCGCCUCUCAUUGGCCGGAACCGGGUCAAAGCAUCGACGCAGCGUUCCGGCAUCUGAGCGACGACCCCCCUUCUGCUCUCCCAUCUUCCCACAGACUCUCCUCCCUCACUGGCACAUCUCAGUGGCCACGUUCUUUCUUCUUGCUUGCUUGCCCUUGCUUUUGGUGUAUCUUGUAACUUCCAGAAGGAUUCUAGGCCCGAUACUUGCUGCAAACACCCGAAGUAAGAUCCACUACACAUCUUACCCGGUUGCAAUGACGGAGAGAGUCAGACGAGCCCAUCACAAGUCGAGACUCGGCUGCAGGCGCUGCAAGACGCGGCGAAUCAAGUGCGAUGAGGUCCGGCCCGCCUGUGGAGGUUGCACAAAGGCGAACCUGCGGUGUGAUUUCAUCGAUUUACAAUCCCGCUUCAGUCUGAAACCCACUUCUUGUCCGCCGGCGCCACCCUUCAUAUUAUCGUCGUCAUCAUCAUCAUCAUCAUUAAUAUCGUCUGCAUCGUCGUCCUCGUCCACAGCAUUAUCCCUGACAUCCCUGACUCUCAUACGGCCGAGUAGUCCUCCAGUAUUAGUAGACAUCAUGACCGACGGCAUGAAGUCGCGCUUCUUCCGGCACUACCUGGCCAUGACGGCCUCGUACCCCUCGACUGACCAGCAAAGUUGGUCGAGCUGGAUUACGGACCUCGCCGUGACAGAUCGUACUCUUAUGGACGCUGUUCUCGGGUUUGCGGCGUUUCACCUCCGACGGUCCGCGGCGAGGGUGGAUGACAGCAGCAGCAGUAGUACUUAUGCAGCAGCAGUGUCGGAGGCCUCGCAUGCUUACAUGGCGAGGGCUAUCGAGGCGCAUUCGAGACAAAUUGUGCGCGAGGGGAUCAACGCGCAGAAUGCUCCCGUUGUGAUGGCGACGUGUACUAUCAUCAUGUUCCACACCAGCGCGAACCAGUCGUUUCUCGAUAGCAACGGUAGCGGCUCGGAUGCGGGAGAGGGGACGGGGGCGGGGUCGCGGGUCCCGCAUCACUGGUUCACGCCCUUUCGGAACGUCAACGCGCUAUUAAAGGUCGCUUUGCCCGGGAUCCGGAAUAGUAGGAUAGGCCACCUCUAUAAACCAGAGCGGCAGACCUCAUCACAGCAAAACGAGACGCCGAGGCCAGCAAAGCCGGGGGCGUUUGACUUCCUGCUAGAAGACCUCGAUGAAGAAAAGACAGAGCCGGAGACGUUGGAAGCGUAUCGUAUCGCUGUCGACCGUCUCGAUAAGAUCCAGGGUUCGGCUCUGCAGCGUGAUCUGCUGCGGUUCCCUGCGCACGUCCCGCCGCGGUUCGUCGAGUUGUUGGAGGCGCAGGACCCGAGGACGUUAGCUAUCGUCGGGUACUUCUUUAUGCUGUUGAGGAGGGCGACGCAUUUGUGGUGGGCGCAGGGUGCGGCGGAGAGGGAGUUUGACGGGGUGAUGAGAUUCUUGCCGAGGGAGUGGUGGCCGAAGAUGACGUUGGCUGUCGAGGAGUUUGAGUGGGUUGAGAGUUGA
Messenger RNA from Colletotrichum lupini, 4824 nucleotides. RefSeq lists its product as uncharacterized. Bases 1 to 4824 code for a protein of 1607 amino acids. The transcript has 17 exons. Gene Ontology annotation, molecular function: calcium/calmodulin-dependent protein kinase activity; ATP binding; translation release factor activity. The record is from RefSeq and is a predicted model, not a curated record. Lineage: Eukaryota; Fungi; Ascomycota; Sordariomycetes; Glomerellales; Glomerellaceae. Gene Ontology annotation, biological process: translational termination; regulation of DNA-templated transcription; cellular response to oxidative stress.